Messenger RNA from Aureobasidium uvarum, 2331 nucleotides. The record is from the annotation of a GenBank genome assembly. NCBI's taxonomy places the organism in Eukaryota, Fungi, Ascomycota, Dothideomycetes, Dothideales, Saccotheciaceae.
AUGUCUUCGAACCCGCAAACUGCUCUUUCGGCCAAAGCAUCGAAUCCCUCCAAAUCCGUCGGCCUCUCGAAUCAAUCGACACCCUCGUUCUCUCAGACCAACGCCUACUUUGGAGAAGUCCUCGGUCAACGUAGGAGUGGCGGCUCAGGCAGCUCGAACGUCGCUAGCUCGAAGCCAUCGUCGACCCCGCGCAGCAACCAAAGUGCAAAGGCAAAGCACAAGCAAUCGAAGAAGUUUAGACUCGCGGAUGAGGAUGCUCUUGCUGAAUCCGUAAGUAACACUGUCGACCUGCCAGCGAGCUUCCGCCUUGCUCACCUUGCCACAGNNGCCGCCAUGCAUUCGACUAGCAGCCGCAAGGGCCAGACUUCUAUCACUCAUUUGAUGAACUUUUCUCUGCCACCACGUCCUCAAGCACAUCAGCACAACGCUAGAUAUGCCUCAGGUAGGCCUCGACGCAACCCCACUUGGGGACUAGGUUCGGGUUAUCACGCCGUGGACAAGGCAAGGUAUGACUUCUCUCGCCUCUCCAACUCGUACCUCCUGCUGAUUGCUGUANGAUACGUGCAUGCGAACUAUCGGUUCAUUGUUGAUCCUAGGGCCGAUUAUCGCCCUCAACGCGUCGACGCCGAUGUUCACAUUGACUGGAACAACGUACUGCAGAUUCUCGUCUCGACCGAAUCUCAGUCUUCCGCAUGCCCCAUCUGUCUGGGUACACCCACCGCUCCGAGAAUGGCCAAGUGUGGUCAUAUCUUCUGUUUGCCUUGUUUGAUCCGAUACAUGCACUCGGAUGAUGGCACCGCUUCCGGCACCGAGAAGAAGGCACGCUGGAAGAAGUGUCCAAUUUGCUACGACUCCAUCUAUGUCUCGGAGACAAGGCCAGUUCGUUGGUACACUGGUGCUGAGUUUGAACCCCCGAGAGAGGGUGAUGACGUGGUACUGCGUCUGAUUCAGCGUCCUGCUGGUUCCACACUCGCCAUGCCCAGAGAAAGUCCCGACGCCCUCGGAAAAGGGGACGAAAUCCCCUGGUAUUUCGCUGCUGAGGUCAUGGAUUAUGCUCGCGUCAUGAAAGGUGGUGAGGAUUAUAUGCUUGCCGAAUUGGACGAGGAAAUCCAGAAUGUCCGCGCCAUGGAACAGGAGGAUGAAGUCAUGUUCGGAGACGACACUCAGUGGACUAGCAAAGCUGUACGUGCUCUAAACGAAGCGAAAGAGAGAAUCAAGGGAAUCGGCAAUCCACCAGCAGCACCCAAGAAACCCGAAGAAUCCGAACACAAGAAACCUGCCAUCCAAUUCAACCAGACUGACGAUGGCGUGCCGGAAAUGUAUGCCAUUCAACAGGCCAUUAAGUCAGGUCAAAGUUUGCCUAACGGACAGACUGGACAAGCGGAUUCACCUAGCGAGAAAGAGGCCACUACCAAGCAGGAUGAUCCUACAACCAGUAUUCUCUCAACAUCGUUAGCCGAGUUCCGUGCUCGACAACAUGCCAAUUUUGAGCGCCAACCUGAUACAUACUUCUUCUACCAGGGUCUUCUACAUUAUUACCUGUCUUCACUGGACAUUCGUAUCUUGAAGGCUGCGUUUGGAAGCUACGACAACUUCCCUUCCUCGAUACUCCCACGAGUUGAGCGCGUCUCAACUGGUCACAUUGUCGACGAUGACUUGCGCAAGCGAGUCAAGUAUCUUGGACAUCUACCUUACGGUUGUGAGGUUACCUUCCUGGAAUGUGACUGGACCGACACAGUCCCGCCAGCGAUCCUUGAGCAGUUCCAAGGCGAGAUCGAAAGACGCCGCAAGCGAAACACGGACAAGGAAGCACGGGAAGAGAAGGAACGUGUUCGCGCAGAGAAGGCUGAAGAUCGAGAGUUCGCAGCCGCUCGACGAAGACGGGUCAGCAUACCGACCGAGAACAAGUUCAGACCAGAUGACUUUAUCCCGUUGGGUGCGGAUGGAUCGGAUGCAGCUGGCUCCUUUGACGGCCAAGGAUCCUCUUCAUCACCACCCUGGAGUAACAGUAAUCGUCCGCAAGGCUCUGCCUAUGCUUCUCUUGCAUCGCCCGGUACAAGUCCAGCUACGUCAAGGACAGUAUGGGGCACCACUGCAAUUGGGCUGAGUAGCCCUGAACUCGCCGCACUUCAGCACGGAAACAUGGAUGAUGGCUGGUUGGACGGCUGGGAGAGAGAAUUGACGCAAGACGAUGAUCUGAUCGCCCAAGUACAGGCAGCAAGUCUGGGUGAAGGAUCUUCUUCCUCUAGCAAAGCUACGGGCGCAGCGAAAGGCAAGAAGAAGGGUAAGAAGAUUACGUUGAUGAGCACGAAUGCUAGACGAGGUGCUUGA